This is a messenger RNA of Oncorhynchus tshawytscha (Chinook salmon), 1371 nucleotides long. Its product is annotated as probable E3 ubiquitin-protein ligase RNF144A-A. The transcript is spliced from 4 exons. The record is from RefSeq and is a predicted model, not a curated record. Lineage: Eukaryota; Metazoa; Chordata; Actinopteri; Salmoniformes; Salmonidae. Bases 220 to 1038 code for a protein of 272 amino acids.
CUUGAAAGUGAAAGCUUCUGGUGUUGAAUAACAAGUCCAAGGGAUAAACAAGGGCUUAGAGUUACUCACGGCGGGAAAUUUUAUUCCGUGAACGCGGUCCAGGCAACGCAUUCAUUCAAGGGAGAGCACACCUGCCUCCGGUGGUUAUAUCAUCGUCCCCCGGGUGAGUGUGAAGAAGUAGGAUUACUGUACAAGACAGUGAAGAUAGAGAGCAACACGAUGACAACCCAACAGCAGGAGGGAGAAAAGCAAUAUGACCCCGGAGACACCACGCUCAAGUUCGUCAACCGACAGGACGAUUUAGAUCCCCUAGAUGAUGACACUGAGACUCUGAAGGCAGAGAUGUCCUGUGGUCAUGCGGUAACCCCGGAGUCACUGACCGGAUGGUGUCGCAGCCUACUGGACCAGAGUCAGUUCAAGUUUUUGUGCCCUGCACUUGAGGAUGGCACCUUUGUGAAGUGUGGUGCUGAGUGGUCUUACCAGGAGGUACGUAGGCUGGCUGUUCUGACCACUGAGGAGAUGGAGCACUUCGAGAAGACCAUGGCAGCUUUGGCUGCUGCCACAUACUGUGAAUACAAAUCAUGCCCUGUCUGCGAAACCUUUGUAGAGAGAGAGGACCUCACCAACCUCAGUGUCCUCUGCACAGUGUGCACUGCAGACAAAGGUCAGAGGUAUGAGUUCUGCUGGCAGUGCCUGAAGCAGUGGAAAGGUCCCGCGCCACGCUCUGACCGCUGUGACAACAAUGGCUGUAUCAACCAGGACCUGGACCUGCUGAAGAACUGUGAAACCACGUCUCUCCCUCAGGUGGCAGGUGUCACCGACUGCCCCUCCAUUCGCGCCUGUCCCACCUGUGGCCAACGGGUGGAACACGACAAGACUGGUUGUAAGAAUAUUCUCUGUCCAAGGUGCAAUAAAGAGUUCUGCUUUGUGUGCCUUAAGCUCACGGAGGAGUGCUUGGAGACCAGCUCAUAUUUCACAGCCUGCUCUGCUGGUGUUGCCCCCAGGCAGACCUCUAUACCCACCUGGAAUAGAAACUGAAAAAUAAGAUACCUCUUAUUCACUGCAUACUGUAAACUCUGCUUUACAUUGUCUCCAACAGAACACGUAGGUAGAAAUCUUGCUCCACAUGUACAUUUCCUCUCCAUAUAUUGUACAAUGAGAGUUUGUGUGCAGUGCUUCAUGUGUAGCAUUAGGUUUUAUUUUACCAUCUUAUAUUAGAAUCUUAGAUAUUAUACAAAGCGAGUUUCAUAGUGUGUAGACUCAGAGCUUUAUGUUAAUUAGGAUUUCUAUAUCAUCUUAUCAUUAUUAUCAUGUUGCUUAUGUGCAUCAUCAUGUAAUGUAAUAAACUACUGACAAAAGUAGCAAACUUCA